Austrofundulus limnaeus is the source of this 990-nucleotide messenger RNA. Its product is annotated as putative nuclease HARBI1. NCBI's taxonomy places the organism in Eukaryota, Metazoa, Chordata, Actinopteri, Cyprinodontiformes, Rivulidae. The record is from RefSeq and is a predicted model, not a curated record.
GUUCAACUGUCCACUGGAUCGUCCAUCGGAUCACAGAGGAGGUGGUGGCCAUUCGCCACCAGGUCAUCCACCUCCCUAAAACCCCUGAAGACCUGGAGGUAGUGUCCCGUGGGUUUGCAGGGCUGGCAGGUCACAGAGCCUUCCUGAAAGCAGCAGGUGCAAUCGACGGCUGCCACAUUCGCAUCAAGCCUCCAAGCGGCCCUGAUGGUCAGUGCUACAGGAACAGGAAACUGUUCCCCUCCAUCAUCCUCCAGGUAGUUUGUGACCAUCAGGGCCGCUUCAUCGACACGUACGUGGGCUGGCCUGGGUCGGUGCACGAUUCCAGGGUGCUCCGCCACAGCCCACUGUACCGGCAGUCUGUCUACCCACCUCCAGGGCAUUUCAUCCUCGCAGAUGGAGGGUACCCAUGCCUCCAACGUCCACUACCCCUCAUCACACCCUACAAAACGGCCAGUGCAAGGUGCGGGAGUCCAGCGCUUCAACAGCCAUCAUUCCAAGGCACGCUGUAUUAUAGAGCGUGCCUUUGGGAUGAUGAAGACCAGGUUCAGGGCCAUCUUCCUGCAAGCGCUGGAGGUGCACCACACCUUUGUACCUCAUGUCAUCACUGCUUGCACCAUUCUCCACAACAUCUGUCUCAGUGCUGGUGACAUCGUGGCCCCGGAGGAUGAGCCUGAGGAAGAUGGAGMGGAGGYUGAGGGGGAGGCUGGCUUGGAGGCAGUCAGCGGUGCUCGCUGGCGGGACCAGCUGUCUGCUGAGGUGUCUGCCCUGGAGGAGGUACCAGCAGACCACGACUACUGCUAAAAAGCAAGUAAUUUAUCAAAAUAUCUUUAUUAUUUAAAAUGCACUGUUCUUUUGUACUAUAAUAUGAAUGGAAACCUAUUAAUAUUAUCUCUGUCUCUCUUAGCUUAUUUUGUUAUAUGUCUUAGUGAUGAGGCAGCCGUGGACUGAGCCAGCCCUGCAAACCCUGUUGUUGGACGAUUCAGUGGACAG